GAUUCUUCGCCAUGUCGGAAGCAAAAAUGACGAUCGACGACGAAUUCAAAAUCUGGCUGUCUAAAACUUUGGACGCCAAGUUUGCGGCACAAGAGGCCGCAAUCCGGGAGAUGUUGCUUUCACUUGCCACGGCGGGAUUUGAGCAAGAAAUCUCCAAAGGUGCGGGUGUUGCUUCGAUGCCUCUGAGCGAGAUAUCGGACCUCGUCCCCAAGAUGGAGUUGGAGUUUGGCGAGAAGGAUGAUAAGGAAAGCGAGACGGGCUCCCCGGGCGUGCAAGCUCCAGUGCCACGCUUGGGAAAACACAUCCUGAGCGAAAAGCUUGCACCCGAUCCGCCCUUCAAAGUUUUUGUCAAGCGCUCCUUGGAUUCCUACAUGAGUUUGGUGGUCAUCAUCAACCUGGUUUUCAUUGCAGCCAUGACCGAGUUUCAGGCGGCCCAGGCAGACUACGGUCUUGGCAUGGCCAAGCACGCAUGGCACGGGGUAUCUGAAAACACCUUUGAAGUGGCGGAAUAUGUCUUUUUCAGCAUCUAUUUCUUUGAUCUAGUGGUUCGGAUUAUCAUUUUGAGGAAGGAAUGGUAUUACGAUCGAAUUGAAGGCUGGAUGUACCUCAACAUGUUCGAUGCAGUCCUUGUGAUGAUCAACAUUUUCGAGUUGUUUGCUUUACCAGCGCUCUACAUGGGAGACCAGCAUCAAAAUGCCACGCCCAUUCGGGUCAUCAAACUGGUGCGGAUCAUCCGCACCUUGCGUAUUUUUAAGACAGUCUCGUUAUUCCGUCAGUUGCGGAUUUUGGUCGGAACCUGUGUUGCGAGCAUUGGUGCAUUGUUUUGGUCCAUGGUUCUAUUGAUGGUUCUGCAAAUUGGAUUUGCCCUGGCAAUUUGCCAAGCAUUGCAGUUGUUCAUUGCCGACGAAAGGGAAGAGUUGGCCGACAGACUGGAAAUGCGCCAGUACUAUGGCAAUUUCUUGAAGACCGUUUACACGAUGUUUGAGAUCACAUUCAGCGGGAGUUGGCCUGCACGUGUGCGACCUGUGACUUCCAAAGUCAGUGGAUGGUAUGCCAUACCCUUUCUGUCUUACAUCGCAUUGGUGGUCUUCGCGGUCAUAAAAAUCGUCACUGCGCUGUUCUUGAAGGAGACUCUGCACUCGGCAGCCAACGAUGCGGACAUGAUGUUGGAAGACAGCGAGCGCGUGUCCAAGGCCUAUCAGAACAAGAUCGAGGGACUCUUCCGAUUGGCGGACAACGACGGGGACGGCCUCCUCACCCUUCAGGAGUUCAUGGAAACGAUGAACCUUCGAAGUGUGCAGCACUACCUGAAGGUUUUGGAUGUGACGGUCAACGAUUCUCGUAUUCUCUUCGACAUUUUGGAUGAUGGGGAUGGUCUAGUGACAAUCACCGAGUUUUGCCAGGGCAUUUCGAAACUCCGGGGCAAUGUGAAACCCAUCGAUUUUGUGACCUUGCGCCGGGAAAACAGUCGCAUUCUCAAGGAAUGCCGACAUACUUCCAAGGAUGUGAGGCAUUUUGGCCAGAUGCUACGGGCGCUGCUGAAUUCCAAUCUCCUAGGCAAGUUCGGGGCCGCUUCCAGCCCGUUGCACUCACAGAAUUUGGUUCCAUGUGAGGGCCGUGAGUCUACUGCAUCUUUUGAAGCGUAGGUCAGGAGACACGGCAUGUUGUUGCCUACCUUAAAAGUUAAGGCCAUAGAAGCAAUAAGAACAUUUUACUUGAUAAAUGACACCCGAAGUACAGUCCUGAUAGCACUGGUCUUCUUCAAAUACGUCAACAGCAGAGGGAACAUGCUUGAUCCUGGGCCAAGAUGUUUUGAAGAGGGCCGGCAACUGUGUCUCACCGCUUGUCUCACAAUUGCUUUAUGUCUCAUGUAUAUACUGUAUAUAUAUACAUAAUAUGAUUAUCAGCAACAGAAAAGGAUGUGCCUGUCUUCGCUCCAUGGAAUGCCUUCGC
Cladocopium goreaui is the source of this 1953-nucleotide messenger RNA. Lineage: Eukaryota; Dinophyceae; Suessiales; Symbiodiniaceae. The record is from the annotation of a GenBank genome assembly.